Molecule: messenger RNA, 6095 nt
Organism: Jaculus jaculus (lesser Egyptian jerboa)
Lineage: Eukaryota; Metazoa; Chordata; Mammalia; Rodentia; Dipodidae
Gene: Stum
Product: stum, mechanosensory transduction mediator homolog
Exons: 4
Coding region: 1-285 (94 amino acids)
Source: RefSeq, a predicted model, not a curated record
AUGUCGCCACUGCUGCCCUUGCGCUGCCUGAACUCCCCCUUCUCCUCCCAACGGGGACAAGGCACGUUCGUCUCAGCCUUCACCGUGCUGUGUGGGGCCCGCACUGACCUCCCGGACAGACACGUGUGCUGCGUCUUCUGGCUGAACAUCGCUGCGGCCCUCAUCCAGGUGCUCACAGCCAUCGUCAUGGUGGGCUGGAUCAUGAGCAUCUUCUGGGGUAUGGACAUGGUCAUCCUUGCCAUUUCCCAAGGAUACAAGGAGCAGGGCAUCCCGCAGCAACUGUGAUCCCACGGGACCCGUCAGGGAAGUCCAGAGCUCUGUGAGGACUGCGCCAGGUGGCUUCGGGCACAAGGACCAUCAUAUGUUCUCUGCGGCCAUUUCCCAGAUUAGGGUAGAAGUGGGUCUUUUAAAAAAUAUUACUAUUUAUUGUGAAAACACGCCUGCUUUUCUCAGCAGGCUCUGAGGCCAGCCCCUCUCGCUGCUCCGGAGGUACAGGAGGCACAGGCCCCGAGCAUGGGGACCGGGCUGGGUUUGACAGGGGGGCAAGGAUGACGGCCAGGCUCAUCCUUGCCUGGCAACUCGCACUGCCCACUGCCCAGGCUGGACUGCUGCAGGCCCUGGUCCAGGUGAUCCGGGGGUGAUCCAGGGUGCAGAGCUGUAGGGGACACUUCCUCUGGGUCUCCAUCCCCUCCCCCUUUGCCUCAACGAUACGGUGCCCAGAACUGCUCUGCGGUCCCCUGGGGGGCAGCGGCAGGAUGGGAGUGAGAGUGGUCAGGUGACUGUGCAGUAUGGAAAGGCCCCUGGGACCCCUAAUAGGCAACUGACCACACCCCAGCCUCCCUGCUAUCCGCAGGGAAGGACUGGGGAUGAGUGUGGCCUUUGCUUCCCUGAGGUGAGUGGGGCACUGGCCCCAUGCUUGGACACCCACUUCCACAUGUUCAUACAUGAAAUUGCCAGGCUGAGGUGUGAGUGUGUGUGUACCAGCAGGCUUCUCCAAUAUCUUGAUUCCAUGUCUGGUCCCUGCGCCUUUCUCUGAAAUCCAUGUGUCUCUGAAGUUAGGCAUUUUUUUUUUUUUUUUUUUUGCUUUGAGGAAGAUGACAGAUUCCAUUCAUCAUGUGUCUCCUGACACGCCAGUAGAGUUUGGGCUGUCUCCCUACUGUCAAGCAUGGGCAUAAUUCUAGAGAAUAUUCGUUGGGACCCAUGAACUAUAAAUAGCCCAUCUGUUCAGGUCAGAUCUCGCUCUUGGGCUCGUCCUGGGGGACGCUGGCCAUUGUACCGUAUUUUAAGGUUCAGAAUUUGCAGAGUGGUGUCGUGAGGUUAGGGACCUCAGUCUGAAACUCCUCUGUGCAAGCGGCUUCAUUGGAGACCGGUUAUUGGUUGUGUCGCGCUAAGCAGUUCCCUAGGAGUGAUUGGAACAGAGUUAGACCUCAAAUUGGGGGAAGAAACUGAAGAAGGGAUGCAGGCACCAAUCUGAAAUUAAGAGAAAGGAAUAUAUGCUUUUCCCAUUCUCAUUCUCAUUCAAAUGUGGGAAGCGCUAACAUGUGUGAUGGGCCCAGAGCUCGGCUUCCAGCCAUACUGUCCUUGAGCCAUUAGUGGGUUCCUCCCUGAGAGGGUUUCUUCAGCUAUCUGAGGCUCUGUUACAGCCCGGAUGAGGCUGGAGAAGGGAGCUGGCCACCUUCUGUGUUACGGGAUGGAAGCCCUUGGCAUCUACACGAGAGUGUCCUGGCCCUUUAGUCUUUGGGAGUAGACCUCGGCCUCUCCCAAAUUGGUCAGCCCCUGACAUUAUGCAGCCACUCACUGGCCCAGCUCUGGGGCCACUCUCUGCUGCUGGCCUGUCCACCUGUCAGAUUCUUCCGUGGAUGUCUGAGGUUGAACUGAACCUUUGGACACCUGGCAGGAUCAUUGGGUCUGCCUUGCCCUGCCUUUCUCACAAAUCCAGCCCGGGCUUCUGUCGCUUCUCUGUGUUUGUAGUCCCACACACCUUGGCUUGGUCCUACGCACAAAACUGUCACCCCUGCAGAUUGCUGCACUCGAGGAAGCCCAUGUCAGGGAGUUGAGAUGUCCUAGAGCUUCAUCACAGCCCCAGCAGAGGAAAAUGAUGGGUCCCCGUGACUUCCCACGCCUGCCAACCCACGGCCCUUCACCCCACACAACUGUAGCCGAGUGAUGACAGGUUUCAGCGGGGGCAGCCCCCACGGCGAGGGAAAGGUCCAUUCUUCUCGGCUUGCGCUGAGGGUGGUGGCUGGGGGAGUUGAGAGGAGGUAGCCAUUUGUGUCGCUUGUUUAGCGACACGAGCUGUGUGCAGGUGGGACUUAAGUGAAUGGCAGGUGUCACCAUGGGUCCCUAUGUAGGAUGGCUUAAUACUGGGAUUUGUGAACUUAGAAGGUGGUCUCCUGGGCACUGCCCCCUCCGAUAGGCUGGUGUGGGGCAGGGCCAGGAGCUCCCUCCCCCGCCAAUCCUCUGAACAGAAUUUGAGGGUUGCCCCCCCGGGGUCAAAAACAGCAGCCCCAGCCGGGCAUGGUGGCGCACGCCUUUAAUCCCAGCCCUCGGGAGGCAGAGGUAGGAGGAUCGCCAUGAGUUUGAGGCCACCCUGAGACUCCAUAGUGAAUUCCAGGUCAGUCUUGGCUAGAGUGAGACCCUACCUCGAAAAACCAAAAAAAAAGUAUAAGCCACGCCCACAGACACACACACACACACACACACACACACACACACACACACACACACACACACACACACCUCUUAGAAACCACAGGGAAGAAAGACAAACCUCCUCACAGGGAGCAGAAAGACCACCCCACCUCUGCCCUUUGUAUUCCCAGAGCUCAGCUGCCCUCAAGACCAUGCCUCUCCUGGCUUUAGCGUGUCCCUUCCCGAGGACCAAAGCAGAAACUGUGCUGGGAACUGCCUGGUCCCGCUCGCCACCCAUGGGAUCCAGUCAGCCCAUUCCCACUGCAGGGCCGUGCUGGCUGUGUGAAUGCAUCCUGGAGGCACGGGGUGUACUGAUGUGUGUGGGGGGGUGCAGGGGUAGAGGAUGGGUGGGGGCGGACUGAGGAGCAGUCUGCUAAAAGGCAAUGCAGGAAGUUAAAGAGCCCCACCUCAGCUAGCGUGUUCCCUGGGCAGAAAAAGGCAGAUGUGCAAAAGACAAGUCAUCCACACAUUUCCCAAACACCAGGAAGGCUGAAACCCUCAGACCAGGAUGAAAUUCUCCCCAAGGUCCAAAGGUCCUGAUGAGGAACGUGAAGCUGAAAUGGCAACUGUUCUUUCUCCCUAAAAUGCAAACCACAGCCCCCCCCCACUCUGAAUCUUCUGGUUUAACGGAACCCUGUUUUUCGGGAUGUUGUUUGAAGAACGCUGGGGCUGUGUACAAAUGACUUGGGGAGAUGCAGACCAGGUUGCAGGUCCUCUGUUGGUGGUGAAGGCUCUGGGCAAGUUAUUCUCAUGCCCUCUGGAGGGUGCCCAUGCAUGUUCCCACGUGGGGACCAGAGGGAGCCUUUCAAAGCAAAAACCUGCCAGCUAGUGGCCCCUGGAGACUUGACCUUGCUGGUGGUGGUUGGGUGGAGGCAGCCUGGGCUUGGGGAAUGGUCUAGAACCACUGCGCCUCCAAAAGCAGAAUUGCCUCAAGGCUGAUGCAGUCCAGGGUCUCCCCCUAGUGGAAGCAGGGAGCCACCCUGGCCUAGGGAGCUUCCCUGCUAGUGUUUCUACAGUUGGCAAGUGGUCUAUGGGCAGGUCCCGGGCAAGAUACCCUCAACUCCACAUUCCUGCAGCCUGCAGCCCCCACUAUUGGGGAAGACCCCUUCUCCAAGGCUAGAGUUAUGUCUCCUUCCAGAGAGUUCUGGGACCAAUUGGGCCUUUGGCAACAGUAAUAAUGUUGUGGAAAAGGUCAGAAAAGCAAGUGGUUGAGAGACUUAGGGUUUGCAUUUUCCUCUUCCGUUUUCUUCCUGAUGGCUUCUUAGAUAGGUAGGGAGGUGCUCAGGCUCAGAGCGUGGACCACCCCAACUCCCACAUCCCACCACGGCAGGAAGACACUUAGCCGGUGUGAUCCCCAGCGCCCUCUGCACCUGGAGGUGACGCUGACCCAGUCCCAUCAGGACAACCUGGGAAUCAAAUGGGUCCUGGACAGCCACAGCCUUUUCCCCCAUUCCUGCCAAAGCCAGCAGUGAGAGGGCCUGGGAUCAUGGGGACAGGCAGCUGUGCUGGCGGAACACUGGCUCCAAGCGCCACAACCCCUCUUUUGUGUGAGUUCUCCUGGGAAGACACUUACUUGCCCCAGAUAGGAUACCAACAGACCAAAGAAAUGAUUCCAUUCAAGUCCAGUUUGGUGAAUCAGAGAGUUUCUUGGGGGCCGCUUCCAAGAGCAGGAGUGACCAUCCGUCAUCUGCAUCAUGAAAAGACCCGCCCCAGACAGGUGACUCACGAACGCAUAUGCACUCUUGUCUCCACCCUAGUCUAUCCCCCCCAUAUAUAUUUUGUGGGCCCUAAGGACCAUGUGCAGCUGGGGGGGUGAGGUGGGGAGCAAGAGGGAGGGAGUGGCUGACGCCUCCUUUCUUGUGAGGUGCUCAUGCAGGAAAUCAAAGAUGCUAUGACUUCAAGAUGGCAAUGGCCAGGCUGUGUCUACAGGACAGUAUUCCCCACGCCUGUGCUGUCUGCGGGCAGAAGGGGCCACCUUGCAUGUUUCUGGAGCUCCUGGUACAAGUCCAAAGCGUCUGGAUUUGGAUUUAGCUAGGGAACCUCAACCUCCAAUCUGUCUCACCUCCUGCCCGAAUUUUCCAGAAGGCCCAUCCCAUGGUCCACCCUUGAAGCAUCUUCACGCAAGUGGACAGGCGCACACACUGCCCCGCUCACACGAUAUACACUCAUAGCCCCCUGACUACAGUGGCACAAAGGGAACUCAGAGUUGGACUUCACCAAAGUGGACCUCACACUCCCUCCAGGACCCUGUCUGUCCUCACCACACCCCAAACUCCACCCAAUGUAAACACUGGCUCCUCUCCCUUUCUAGGACCCCCUGGACAAUGGAUCACUUCCUCCAGGGGUCCAUGGGCUCAGCAUUCCCCACCCCACCCAAUCCAGCUAUGCUUGACCCCCAUGGCCCUGGGGCGUGCGGAGGGAGAGGCUAGGUGGGGCUGUCCUGCGGGGGUAACUGUAUUUGAGGCUUUUCUGGGGCUGGAGAUAACCUUGACUUCUGAAACCCUGUCUGCUCUGCCCCUCCUGGCCCAGCCCAGGAGUCAACGAAGAGGAGCAAAGAAGACGCAGACAGGGUGUUCUGAACAGGGGGAAGUGAUAGGGGCGGUGACAGGCUCCAUGGCCCUGUGGAGCUGUGGCUGGCCCUCUGCAUGGGCGAGGCUCCGUGCUGUCGUACAGAGUGCGAUUUUAUUUUAAACACAUAAAGACAAUUGGCUUGUGUGUCUGUCCUGAGUUUACACAAGGAUGAGUGUUGUGCCGUGAAUUCGUGUUUUGGUGCUGUGGUUGGUUUUUGUCUGGGUCUCUUUUUCCCUCUGUUCAAUUAAUUGCUGUCCACUUCCGUGGUCUCUGACAAUAUCCAGGGCCCUUUAUAUCACUUCUACCCCAAGGAGCCCAUCCCACAUCAAUCCAGCUAAGGGGACAUUUCUGGCCCAUUCCAAAGGUUUCUUGGAAGAAAAAUAAAUAAAUAAAAAUUCAAAUGUCAGGGCUCUGUGGGAGAUCUUUCGGUUUCCCUGGCCAAGUGUGCAGCUUGGAGCCCAAGCCUGGCUGUGGAUCUUUCUCGGCGCCCUUAGGCCUGAACCCUGGCCCUGCUCCAGAGCUCUCCAGCUUCCCCGGCCACGGAGCAGGCUGCACGUUUCCCCAUCCUUCUGCCCACUUUAAACCCCUUCCCUCCAGCGGCACGACUGUAUGUGUGAGGAAGAAUACCAUGUAUGACCACCAAAAUCUGUGUACAUAUCUCCAUGUAUAUGUAUGUACAUACACGAGCGUUCCUAUUAUAAACACGAAAAGCAUGGCAUCUGUUUGGCAUUCCAAUCUGUUUUCUUUUUUCCCCUAGAUCCUCGGAAAUAUGGUUUUGGAACCCUUUUCUUUCUUUUCCUCUUUUCUAUGUAAUAAAUAUUCACGUGACCUUU